AUGGCUAACCCCAGCGUCCGCUUCCUGUCAUUCUUGUUCAAGAGUAAUGAUUUGGUGAGCUUAAGUGGGCUAGUGGCCCUGGUCACUACGAGUGGCCAGGAGCUAUUCUCCUUGUUUGCCUUCCACUGUCCAUGCACACCAGGGUUGAACUUCCAGUACGGGCUGAUGACCAUCGGGGGGCCCGCCUUGGUGUUCUUCUUCAUCAGCAUCAUCCUCAACAACCAAACCAGGAACCUGGUGGCCGAGUGGCGGUGCCACAAGACCAAGAAAUGCUCAAUCAUCACAACCUUCCUCCUCCUAAAGUCCAUCCUAGUCCGUGCUCUCGUGGCCCCAGUCACCUGGUUGGUCAUCUCCCUGCUGCGCGGGGAGGCUUAUGUCUGCGCAUUCAGUGAGUUCGUGGACCCGUCCUCGCUCAUGGCUGGGGAAGAGAGCUUUCCUCUCUCCCAUGCCACGUGGGUCCUGGCCAGGUUCCCUUGCAGGGAGGGCCCUGCCAACCUGUCCGACUUCCGGGAGGAGGUGAGCCGGAGGCUGAACUAUGAGUCUCAGAUGCAGAAUUUGCAGAUGCAGAGCCAGCGGGCUGUGGGUGCUGAGGCACUUAGGGUGCUGUUCAUCUUCUCGAUGGCCAGCCUGCUGUUGCUGAUCAAGUUCUUCCAGUCCUGCUGCUCGAAAUUCGGCUACCGCCAGGAGGACUACUUGACACGCUACCUUGCCAACGAGGAGCAGCUCUUCGAACGCACAGCUGAGGUGCGCUCGCUCGUGAUGGCGGCCAAUAACGUGAAGCGCUUCUUCGGGUUCGUGGCGCUCAACAAGGAGGACGAGGAGCUGGUGGCCAAGUUCCCCGCAAAAGUCACCCACCUGAAACUACAGUGGGACAAGAUCACUGGCAGUUACCUGUUCCAGGAGAAGCUGGGUAUCCCCCUCUACAGCCGCCUGCACGAGUGGGCCCAGGGUCCACGUGGAAAGGCCAGGGUCAUCGACAAAGAGAUGGUGGCCCUGCUCCCCCACCCAGAGCCCAAACUUUCUGCCAGCCGGACUCCCGACCCCAGCAGCCCCAUCCUUCCUCCCGCACCACUGGCUCUGGGGGAAGUAUGA
Sorex fumeus (smoky shrew) is the source of this 1092-nucleotide messenger RNA. RefSeq names its product calcium homeostasis modulator protein 2-like. The transcript is spliced from 3 exons. NCBI's taxonomy places the organism in Eukaryota, Metazoa, Chordata, Mammalia, Eulipotyphla, Soricidae. The coding region runs from base 1 to 1092 and encodes 363 amino acids. Gene Ontology annotation, molecular function: monoatomic cation channel activity. The record is from RefSeq and is a predicted model, not a curated record.